GAGGUACCGGGAGGUUCCAGAGGAGGUUCCCAGUCAGCUCCCAGUUGGUAGUCAGUAGCUGACAUGGCUCUACCACCGAAGUCGCUCUACGCUGCGCUCCUGAUCAUCGCUCUCUCUCACUCCACUGUUGCACAGUUCAAGUGCCCAGACAAGAAGUACGGCCAGUACGAAGACACUGUACAAUGCGACAAAUACUACGAGUGUGAUGAAGGAGUUGCGACUCAGAAACUGUGUCCUGACGGUCUAGUCUUUGAUCCUACGAACAGAAAGAUCAACAAGUGUGAUCAACCUUUCAAUGUAGACUGUGGAGAUCGCCUGGAACUACAGGACCCCCAGGGUACCCAUUUGUGCCCCCGAAGAAACGGGUACUUCGCCCACCCUGACGAGACAGUCUGCAAUAUAUUCUACAACUGUAUAGAGGGAGAGAGCACAGAGAUUACCUGUCCUUCAGGACUUCACUUUGAUGAAUACUCUGGCACUUGUGUGUGGCCUGCAUCUGCUGGGAGACAAAACUGUGGAGAAGCAGACACAAUGAAGCUGAAGGAUGGGUUCUCGUGCCCCAAGGAGGGUCAAGCUUCAGGCCACGGACAAGCUGUGGCACACCCUGUAUAUGCACAUCCUGAGGACUGCCAGAAGUUCUACGUGUGCCUCAACGGUAUCACCCCCCGGGAACAAGGGUGUUCUCUGGGUGAGGUCUACAAUGAGGAAACCCAGAGGUGUGACGCCCCAGAGAACGUCCCUGGAUGCGAAGACUGGUUCAAGGACAACCCGGAGGUGAUUGCCCAGAAGGCGGCGAAGGAGGCGGCAGCGGCGGCCAAGCAGAAUAGGAAGAACAACAACAACAACAGAUCGUAGAAGACGAAGUGGAAGAAAGUAGAAGACAUGGAACCGCUGAAGAGGAGAAGACUUCUGUGAUUUUUAGAACAGACGAUAGCGUAUUAAGAAUUUGUGUUUAUCAUGAGUUGUUUGUUGUAAGGUAUAUCGUACUUGGAUUUGCUCAAGUUUACAAACAUUGAAGAGCAAUAUUUUAUAAAACAUUCCACCUAAUUAAAGUAUAUUUCUUUUACUUUUCCGCUAUCAGAAAUUUGAAUUAUUUCAAUCCGUCUCAUACAUAUGCUUUUGUGCUCGAAAGAUAUCUUGUUGUAGGUAAUACAUUUGUAAUAAAAUUAUAUUGAAAAAAUACAUGUGAUUAAAAAUGUUAUCAAGUAAAACCACCAUCUUUGGUCAUACUUGUUGCCUAAAAUGUAAAAUAAAGAUUGUUUUUUA
Molecule: messenger RNA, 1266 nt
Organism: Macrosteles quadrilineatus (aster leafhopper)
Lineage: Eukaryota; Metazoa; Arthropoda; Insecta; Hemiptera; Cicadellidae
Product: protein obstructor-E-like
Exons: 5
Coding region: 64-855 (263 amino acids)
Cellular component (GO): extracellular region
Molecular function (GO): chitin binding
Source: RefSeq, a predicted model, not a curated record